AUGGCCGAGUUCCAGGAAAAGGUGCGCUUUAUUGAUAUCGGACUCGACGACACGGCUACGAUCCGCUUGGUUGAGGGAAUCAAGGACACAGAUGUAAAAUACAUUACCCUCAGCUACCGGUGGACCGCGGAAACACCAAAUACCAAUCUGAAAACCGGCAUCAAGGACAAAUACCAUAAAUCGAUCUCUACGGAGAACUGGCCUCAAAUAUACAACGAUGUCGUUGCUUUAUCUCGCGCCCUCGGUAUACGUUAUGUAUGGAUCGAUUCGCUUUGCAUCAUCCAGGAUGACGGAAAAGACUGGAACAUUCAAGCUUCGUUGAUGCAUCGCAUUUAUGCCCACGGCUACCUCAACCUAGCUAAUGCAUGUGCCGAAUUCUCACCAGGCCUUGAGGUCACCCGGGACCCACUCUCCGUCUCGCCCUGUGUCAUUUCCCGUACUCGUACAGAUGGCUCGAGGGAAUACUGGGCUUGUUUUAGGAACUUCAAUCCGACUGAAGCUCUCUCAUUUGCUCCACUCUACUCGAGAGGAUGGUGCUAUCAGGAGAGGUUUUUAGCUACGCGCACUAUUCAGUUUAGCCAGCAGCUCUACUGGGAGUGCAAAGCCGGGCACGCUUCUGAAUCGUUCACAGGAGAGAAGGGAUUGGCUUGGUCCAGGGAUUCCGCGAGCCAACACCCAGAUAUACUCACAUCUGUGGAUCAAGCCAGCGACAGACGUCUUUCCAGUGCCCUGGGUGCGAGCGUGGAGCGCGACUGGUGUGUAGCGGGGCUGUGGAAGAAACAUCUGACACGGCAGCUGAUAUGGGGCCGUGUUUCGCGUCGUUAUGGUCACUAUAACGAGUUUGAAAAGAUCCGGGAUACCGCAUACUACAUAUCACUCGAAAAUCAACUCGAUGGCUUCCCAUCGUGGUCUUGGGCUUCAUGUCCAACCUCCCCGGACUCAUCCUUCAUCACUUGGCCGGGUUAUACAGGAGAAGGACACUAUGAAUCUCUGGUGGAGAUUGAGACCAUCAUUCCACUCAACUACCAAGCCCUCGACCUUGGCUAUCCUGGCUUCGAGUCCGCCACAAUGAUCUUGCGCACCCCGUUCGACUUCCUCGGUUUUGACGCGGAACAACUUCUCUCAAAAUGGGAGUCCUGGUAUUCUUCGUGCAACGUUGACGCCCGAGAGCCUAACGGUGACAAGUGCCGAUUUCAAGUAUCGAUAGACCUCGACCGGCCAAUACUAGGGGUUGUCAAGAAAGAAGAUCUGCGGCUGCUCCCUAUCAUCAUGGAAUACCAAGCUGGAGGGUGGGAUACCGUACGCAUCCAGGGUAUUCUCCUAGAGACUUUGGGUGUAGAGGAAGGCUUACCAACAUUUCGCCGGAUGGGCAAGUGGUCGCAUAUCUACUGUGCGCGCACACACCCAAGCCCAAUUCCGGGAUUACUGGGAUACUUUGACAACGAGGAGCGUCUCGGGAUUGAACUAGGAGAGUUCAGAAAGCGGCGUGAAUCACUUCCAUUCCACAGGUAUAAGUUGGUAUAGGUCAUGUAGAUUCACAUAUGAGUGCGCCGCCCCUUGGAAAUGGGAGUGCUCUGCGCACAUCAACGGUAGAGUAGGUAUUUUCUACCGCUCGCGGAAAUAAACAAGCCAUCCCUCAAC
This is a messenger RNA of Neurospora tetraspora, 1641 nucleotides long. RefSeq names its product heterokaryon incompatibility protein-domain-containing protein. The coding region runs from base 1 to 1524 and encodes 507 amino acids. The transcript has 2 exons. The record is from RefSeq and is a predicted model, not a curated record. NCBI's taxonomy places the organism in Eukaryota, Fungi, Ascomycota, Sordariomycetes, Sordariales, Sordariaceae.